AUGGAGAGAGGCGGUUACAGAGGAGGCCGUGGUGAUGGCCGUGGCAGAGGUGGCGGAGGCCGCGGUGAUGGACGUGGUAGAGGAGGCGGAGGCCGUGGUGAUGGCGGAGGAGGAGGAGAUCGUGGUCGUGGUUACGGCGGUGGUGGUCGUGGCUCCGAGCGAGGAGGCGGUGGUUUAGGAAAUCGCGGCCAGGGUUCCGGUGGUGGUCGCGGUGGUGAAUACGAUCGCGAUCAACAGAAUCUCCGAAGCCAGAGUCAGUGGGGACCACCGCCGGGAACGCAAUUGCAACAACCUCGACCACAACAGGCGGUUCAACAACCGUCGCAGGCGGUUCAACAGCCUCCGCAGGCUCAAUCGAGUCCCGCCGUUGCGGCAGGAGGCGUUGGUAGAGGCGCGUGGGGUCGUAAGCCGCAGGUUUCUUCUGAGACGGCGGUUUUACCUCCGCCUCCUCCUCCGUCCGCCGUCGUGGCUCCAACUGAAACACCUCGUGCUGCUGAAGUUAUGAAUCCGAGUCCAUCUGUGCAACUUGCUUCUUCUCACAAGAAGGAACCUAUGAAGCGUCCCGAUAAUGGCGGUGUUGUGGCUGUCCGGCGAGUAAACCUCUACGUCAACCACUUCAGAGUGAACUUCGACCCGGAAAGCGUCAUCGGACACUACGACGUCGAGAUCAAAGGCGAGAUCCCGUCAAAGAAGGUAUCAAGAUUCGAGCUAGCCAUGGUCAGGGACAAGGUCUUCACAGACAACCCCAACCAGUUUCCCUUCUCCAUGACCGCCUACGACGGGCAGAAGAACAUUUUCAGCGCGGCGAAGCUCCCCACUGGAUCAUUCAAAGUCGACUUCCCGAAAACCGACGAGUCCAGAGCUAAGAGCUACACGUUCACCACCAAGCAGGUGAGCGAGCUCAAGCUCCGUGACCUUAAAGAGUACAUGACAGGAGGCUCGUCUCUCAACCCUCGCGACGUGUUGCAAGGCAUGGACGUUGUGAUGAAGGAGCAUCCUUCGAAAUGCAUGAUCACAGUCGGUAAAUGCUUCUUCGACCGCAAACCGGAGGAUGAUUUCAACUUCGGCGUCGCGCCGGCCAAAGGCUACAGGCACGCUCUCAAGCCCACCGCGCAGGGCUUAUCUCUCUGCUUGGACUACUCCGUGCUGGCGUUCCGGAAAGCGAUGUCCGUCGUGGACUACCUGAUGCUAUACUUCGGCUUGCGUGAUCUGCGUCAGUUUAACAGACGCGACGUGGAAGAGGAGCUGGUUGGUUUGAAAGUCACUGUGACUCAUCGGAAGAACAAGCAGAAGCUCACCAUUGUUGGACUGGGCAAGAAAGCUACGAAAGAUGAGACGUUCGACCUUAUAGAUCAAGAAGGCAACGAGCCGCCGAGGAAGAUCUUCAUUGUUGAGUACUUCAGGGUCAAGUACGGAAAGGACAUUGUUCAUAAAGACGUUCCUUGCUUGGAUCUUGGCAAAAACGGGCGGCAAAACUUGGUUCCGAUGGAGUUUUGCGAGUUGGUUGAAGGACAGAUUUAUCCGAAAGAGAACUUGGAUAAAAACUCAGCCUUGUGGUUGAAACAGUUGUCACUAGUCAAUCCGCAAACAAGGAAAGAUAAUAUCUUAAAGAUGAUAAACUCUCGCGAUGGACCUAGCGGUGGAGAGAUCAUUACGAACUUUGGGAUCGACGUUGAGACUGAGAUGACACGUGUGGAGGGACGUGUGCUCAAGGCACCGGCGUUGAAGCUGGCGGAGAGAGGGAGACCGGUCAGGGAGGAGCCGAACGCGAGGCAGAACAACCAGUGGAACCUAAUGAGGAAAGGAGUCACGAGAGGCUCGGUGGUUAAGCACUGGGCGGUUCUUGAUUUCACCGCGGCUGAGAAGUACAACAACAUGAAGAUGCCUUAUGACUUUGUUGAGAAUCUUAUCAAACGUUGCUCGACGCUUGGGAUGCAGCUUCACGCUCCCAUCGUUAGUAAAGCUUCGAGCAUGGACACGCUUAGAAACGCUAACGCUCUCGAGAAGCUGCUUCGUGAAGUGAUUGAGGAGGCGAGUCAGAAGCACGGUGGGGCUCGUCCUACGCUCGUUCUCUGCGCUAUGUCCGGGAAGGUUGAUGGUUACAAGACUCUGAAAUGGAUAGCUGAGACUAAACUUGGUUUGGUGACUCAGUGUUUCUUGGGUAGCUCUGCUGCGAGAGGAGGUGAUCAGUACAGAGCAAACUUAGCGCUCAAGAUCAACGCCAAGGUCGGUGGAAGCAACGUGGAGCUGAUGGAUACGUUCUCUUUCUUUAGAAGAGAAGAUCAGGUCAUGUUCAUUGGCGCUGAUGUGAACCAUCCUGCUUCUCGGGACAAGAUGAGCCCGUCGAUCGUCGCGGUCGUUGGUACGUUAAACUGGCCGGAAGCGAACCGUUACGCGGCGAGAGUCAUCGCUCAGCCGCACCGUAAAGAGGAGAUACAAGGGUUUGGUUAUACAGUCUUCGAGCUUGUCAAAGCUCAUUACAAGGCUACAGGGAAACGACCUACCAAGAUUGUGAUAUUCCGAGACGGUGUCAGCGACGGUCAGUUCGAUAUGGUUCUCAACGUGGAGUUGCUUGACGUGAAGCUUGCUUUCGAGAGGCUUAAUUACAAUCCGAAGAUAACGGUCAUCGUGGCGCAGAAACGUCACCAGACUCGUUUCUUUCCUGCUACGGUUAAUGAUGGGAGUGAUAAAGGGAACGUGCCGUCCGGGACCGUCGUGGACACGAAGGUUAUUCAUCCGUCUGAGUAUGACUUCUACCUUUGUAGUCAUCAUGGUGGGAUUGGUACGAGCAAGCCGACGCAUUACUAUACGCUUUGGGACGAGAUAGGGUUCACUUCUGAUCAGAUGCAGAAGCUUAUCUUUGAGAUGUGUUUCACUUUCACUCGCUGCACUAAACCGGUGUCUCUUGUUCCUCCGGUUUAUUAUGCUGACAUGGUUGCGUUUAGGGGGAGGAUUUACUACGAGGCGAGCUCGAGGGAGAAGAACUUUAAGCAGCAGCAGCCACGGGGAGGUUCUUCUUCUUCUUCCUCUUUUGCUGCUGCUUCGCUUUCUUCUGCGUUUGCUUCGAUGACUGUGGAGGACCAAGCGGUGUUUAAGCUGCACCAAGAGCUUGAGAACGUUAUGUUCUUCGUCUGA
This is a messenger RNA of Microthlaspi erraticum, 3135 nucleotides long. NCBI's taxonomy places the organism in Eukaryota, Viridiplantae, Streptophyta, Magnoliopsida, Brassicales, Brassicaceae. The record is from the annotation of a GenBank genome assembly.